Tupaia belangeri chinensis (Chinese tree shrew) is the source of this 1024-nucleotide messenger RNA. RefSeq names its product Josephin domain containing 2 (gene JOSD2). Gene Ontology annotation, biological process: protein deubiquitination. Gene Ontology annotation, molecular function: cysteine-type deubiquitinase activity. The transcript is spliced from 5 exons. The record is from RefSeq and is a predicted model, not a curated record. NCBI's taxonomy places the organism in Eukaryota, Metazoa, Chordata, Mammalia, Scandentia, Tupaiidae. The coding region runs from base 296 to 775 and encodes 159 amino acids.
CGGGAGCACAGCCCGGCCCGCCCUCCGUGUACCACGAGCGGCAGCGCCUGGAGCUGUGCGCCGUCCACGCCCUCAACAACGUCCUGCAGCGGCAGCUCUUCAGCCAGGAGGCUGCGGACGAGAUCUGCAAGAGGGACCUGUCAGUCUGCUGUUUCCUGCUGGAGCCCCAGAGAUGAGUCAGACCUGAGCCCUGAGCCCCUGCCCCAAGGAGGAGGCCAGGGAAACAGAUACACAGAAAAGAAGCUGCAGAUGAGCCCUCUCCCUGCCCUGCCCUGCCCACCUGGGCCCAGACCAGAUGAGAGCGCAGCUUCCCUUGUUCAGAGGCAGGACCCAGGGCCCUGCAGGGGUGCAGAGGCUGGCCCCAGACUCCCGGCUGAACCCCCAUCGCAGCCUCCUGGGCACCGGCAACUAUGAUGUCAACGUGAUCAUGGCCGCCCUGCAGGGGCUGGGCCUGGCGGCCGUGUGGUGGGACAGGAGGAGGCCCCUGUCCCAGCUAGCCCUGCCACAGGUGCUGGGGCUGAUCCUGAACCUGCCCUCGCCUGUGUCACUGGGGCUGCUGUCCCUGCCGCUGCGCCGGCGGCACUGGGUGGCUCUCCGCGAGGUGGGCGGCAUCUACUACAACCUGGACUCCAAGCUGCGGGCGCCUGAGGUCCUGGGGAACGAGGACGGAGUCAGGGCCUUCCUGGCGGCCGCGCUGGCCCAGGGCCUGUGUGAGGUGCUGCUGGUGGUGACCAAGGAGGUGGAGGAGAAGGGCUGCUGGCUGCAGGCAGCCUGAGUGCCUGGACUGUCUGCCUGGCGCCUGGCGUGGUCCUCGUGCACCCGUGCACCCUCGUCCUGCAGCCUGAGUGCCUGGGCUGUCUGCCUGGCGCCUGGCGUGGUCCUGUGCACCCACGACCGGCUCCCGAGUGUCAUGUGCUGGGGAAGGGCCUGCACCCAUGGACCCCGAGGAGGCCCCAGCCCCUUCCCCACACCCCCUGCUCCCCAAUGCCGCUGCUGCCUCAAUAAAUCUGCUGAUUUGCUCCCA